Molecule: messenger RNA, 10447 nt
Organism: Ostrea edulis (European flat oyster)
Lineage: Eukaryota; Metazoa; Mollusca; Bivalvia; Ostreida; Ostreidae
Product: multiple epidermal growth factor-like domains protein 6
Exons: 25
Coding region: 415-9933 (3172 amino acids)
Biological process (GO): protein dephosphorylation
Molecular function (GO): protein tyrosine phosphatase activity; scavenger receptor activity
Source: RefSeq, a predicted model, not a curated record
AAUAGGAAUCAAAUGAACUAGAACCAUUAGAACGAAUCGUACGAACGGGGACCUGUAUAGGUAUAUAUACAGUGCUGGAAAGCCUCGGCUUGGAAGUUUAAGGGUGGGGACUUCAAAUGGACACCUAGCUAUCGCGCACAGCCACCGAUUCACGACUCCAUCAACUUAUCCAUGAGAGACAAUUAAUUUUUUUCGUUCGUUUUUGACUUUGCUGUUUGGAUAUAUACUUGACGGAAGAAAUUUCCAAAUAAAUAUUUUUUUCUACUUGAAUUGAAAAUUAGAAUCGAUUUGCCGGUACGGAGCACCAACUGCCAUUGAUUCGUGUUUAGAUAUACAUUUGUUUUGUUUCUUCGUCCGUGGGACUCCAAUCGAUUUAGUACCCGGUGAUGCUGUGAUCGUGAAUUCUGAGAAGACAUGAAAAUGGAGACGGGUGGACUUCUGAUGCUCGUCUUAUCCUUGUUCAUGGGGAUUUCUGUCGUAAGAGGGCAGUGCAGCAUCAACAACUGCAUAACAUGCGUAGAAGCUUCCGGUGUGACGUCAUGUUCCCAAUGUACCAACGGUUACUUCCCCUCGUCAACAAUCUGUGCCCCGUGUAACCAAGGAUGUUUAGAGGUUUCAAACGGACCAACGUGUGACGGAACCAACGGAAUCUGUUUCAGAGGCUGUAAGCCUGGUUCGGUUGGAGAAAAAUGCGAUCGUUGCGAUAGUAACUACUACAGUGCUGGAGGGACGUGUUACAGAUGUAGUGAUCAGUGCGUGAAUUCUUGUAACGGUGCAACCGGGGAUUGUUUUGGAGGAUGUCGUGAGGGAUACUGGGGACGCCGGUGCGAGAACACUUGCAGUCCUUUCUGUAUAGAUCAGAAAUGUUCCUACACAAAUGCCACGUGCACAAUCGGAUGCAUUAACGGAUUUUACGAUAAUCGCUGCGAGACACCAUGCGGGGCUUGCAAAUGUGACAGGCAGGCCGGGAAUUGUACUGGGGCAUGCGAUAAUGGUUGGUAUGGAGACAAAUGCGACAAAAGAUGUAAUUCUGCUUGUCAUCUCGAAGUCUGUGAUCGCACCGAUGGGCAUUGUACGUAUGACUGUCCGACCGGAUUUUACGGACCUUUCUGUUCCAAGAAUUGCAGCAUAGGAUGUCUUGAAGGGAAAUGUAGUCGAGACAAUGGUGUGUGCUCAACUGGAUGCAACGCCGGAUUUUUUGGUGAUAUUUGCAAUAAUCCGUGUAAUGCGAAUUGUAAAACGGGAUAUUGUGACAGAUCGGACGGACUCUGUGUUGGCGAGUGUGCAGACAGAUUUUAUGGUGAUUAUUGCUCGACACCUUGCGCUAGUACUUGUAGUGGAAACUGUGUAAAAAGCUCAGGAUCAUGUUCGGGUGAGUGUCAAAACGGCCGGUACGGCGAUGUCUGUGAAAAGAUAUGUACCGGUAGUUGUUCCUCAAACACAUGCGAUAGGUCCACAGGUGUAUGCCAAUCUAAUUGCAUAUCUGGUUUCUAUGGUCUGUAUUGUAACGAAUCAUGUAUCACCUGUGAUUCAGCUGGUUGCGAUAAAUCAAGUGGUGUGUGCAAUGGUCAAUGUGACGCUGGUUAUUAUGGUAGUAAGUGCACCAAUCCAUGUUCCCCCGGUUGUCUGACUACAUCAUGUCAGAAGACCAAUGGGGAUUGUGUAGGUGAUUGUAAGGUUGGUCUCUAUGGUGCAAGAUGCACACAAUCUUGUAGCUCUACAUGCAAUAAUUCAGUUUGUUCGAAAAGUUCGGGAGACUGCUUCAGCUGUACAAAUGGUCGGUUUUAUGGUUCAACAUGUCAAAGCCCAUGUUCCAACUGCGAUUCGAAAGGCUGUUCGUUUGAAACAGGUGUGUGUAUUGGGUCCUGUAUGCCCGGUUAUUAUGGCGCCAAAUGUGCUCUGCGAUGUAGUGCCAAUUGUGGAAAUCAGAUGUGUGAUCGAACAUCUGGGAAGUGUCAAUCAUGUAAAACAGGGUUUUAUGGAUUUAAUUGUACGGUGGGUUGUAACGUUAAUUGUCCAUCAAGUCUUUGUGACCAGGACACGGGGUACUGCUCUCAGAAUUGUUCGCUUGGUUCAUGGGACCAGACAUGCACUGAAAGGUGCAGCGAGACAUGUUUUCAGAACAGAUGCGACAGAGAAACGGGCUACUGCUUUGCUUGUGAUGAUGGGUCGUAUGGUCUGACAUGUCAGCUGAAUUGCAGCUCUCACUGCGCGACAGGAACAUGUGAUCGUACAACCGGUUCCUGUGUCGGUGUGUGUUCCGUCGGUUAUUAUGGAAAUAAGUGCGAGUCCCCGUGUGUGGAGUAUUGUAUCGGAUCUUGCCACCAAUCAACUGGUAUGUGUGACAACCCCUGUCCUCUCGGACGACACGGUGAUUAUUGUUCCCUUCUGUGUCAGGAAACUUGCGCUGGAACCGAGAACAGAUGUCUUCGAUCUACAGGGCACUGCGAGCUAGGGUGCGAUACGGGUAAUUUUGGGGUCUUUUGUGACUCUUCUUGUCUAAAUUGUGACAACAGUGGUUGCUACCAAUCUAAUGGGUCUUGUAUUGCAUCUUGUAAAGUAGGAUUUUAUGGUCCAUCUUGUAACAAGACAUGUAGGUCUACGUGUGAUGGAUUAACAUGCGCAAAGAAUAGUGGGUACUGCACAAAUGGGUGUAAAGCCGGUUAUUUCGGAAAUACUUGUGAAAAAUCGUGUAAUGUUAAUUGCGAUUCCAUUGGUUGUCAUAGGUCUACUGGAGUUUGUUUAGGCUCAUGUAAACCGGGUUAUUACAAUCCCACGUGUUCGGGAAUAUGUAGCUCACAGUGUAAAGGCGGAACAUGUGAACGUUUCAAUGGCACUUGCUCGGAGUGUAACAUUGGGUAUUAUGGACCCUUUUGUAAUUCAACAUGUAGUAAAUGUGACAGUCAAGGAUGCAAUCAAGCGGAAGGUAAAUGUUUCGGCAACUGCGAGGUUGGCUACUUUGGAGAAAAGUGUGACAAAUUCUGUACCCCAAACUGUGUAACGGCUUCUUGUGAGAAAUUAAGCGGAUACUGCUCGUCUUGCAAGGAUGGGUAUCACGGUCUCAACUGCACAUCUAGAUGUAACUCUUUUUGCAUCGGAAGUAAAUGUAAUCAAACAACUGGGUAUUGUACAUAUGAUUGCGGGAAUGGAUUUCGAGGUAAUUAUUGCAAUGAACGAUGCGAUGCUGCGUGCGCAGACAGCACCUGUGACAGGUAUUCGGGUGCUUGUGUAGGCAGCUGCGAUCCCGGAAAGUAUGGGGAAUUCUGCAAUUUGCCCUGUAACCCAAACUGUGCUACCGGGACUUGUCUAAAAGAAAAUGGCGUUUGCGUUGGUGGUUGUCGGGUUGGUUAUUAUGGAGUGAAAUGCGGUAUUGACUGUAGCAACCAGUGCUCAUCAUCUUGUGAUCAAACCUCGGGCUUUUGUGAUGGAGAUUGCAAGAAAGGGCAUUAUGGAAACUUUUGUGAAAUACCUUGUAGCGCCUUUUGUCAGAAUGAUACUUGUGAUAAGGUCACCGGUGCCUGCAGUACGGGAUGUAAAAAGGGAUAUUACGGAACCUAUUGUAACCAAACCUGUAGUUUAUGUGACGAUGCCGGAUGUGACGACGGUACAGGUGCAUGCUUAGCCAAUUGUGAUGUCGGCUAUUACGGUUCCCAUUGUACGUCGAUGUGUCAAAGCGGUUGUCAGGGCGCUUGCCAGAAAACGACUGGAAUUUGUUUGAAUUGUCCAAAUGGAUUCUACGGAGAUUACUGCCAACAAAAAUGUUUUAGCUGCGAUAAUUCCGGGUGUUCAAUAUUGGAUGGAACAUGCGCGGGCCUUUGUCUAAAUAAUUCGUACUACGGUCAGUACUGUGAGUCAGGCUGCGGUAGUAAUUGUAUAAACGGGACCUGUAACAAAGUCACGGGAGAUUGUAAUGCAUGUGAUCCAGGUUAUUAUGGUCCAAAAUGCACUUCACAAUGCAACGGUAAUUGUCAGCAGAAUACAUGCAGGAGACAAGACGGGUAUUGCACUUUUCCUUGCACAGAGCGGUAUUAUGGCCCAGCUUGCAAUCAGAUAUGUAGUGUCACUUGUAGUAACGGUUGCGAUAGAGUAAAUGGUAUAUGCAAUGCAUGCAUAAAUGGUCGGUACGGCGAUUACUGUGAUAAAACAUGUAACUCUUCUUGUGCAAAUGGUGUCUGUAACAAACAAGAUGGGAAAUGUAUCGGCUCCUGCAUACAAGGCUAUUAUGGGGAUUAUUGCUCCUUACCGUGCAGUACCUCUUGUGCUGGAGUUUGUAACAGAACAACGGCGUAUUGUAUUGGUGACUGUAAAACUGGACAUUAUGGGAAUCUUUGCGAAAACGACUGUAGUGUUGGAUGCCUGGGAGAGGUCUGUGCCAGGAGUAACGGUGUCUGCGGAAGCGGAUGCAAAGCGGGAUAUUGGGGAACCUACUGCAAUAGGACCUGUUCAUCUUGCGAUGCAAAUGGAUGUCAUCAAAAUAAUGGAACGUGUUUAUCGCAAUGCUUACCAGGGUAUUAUGGACCAGGGUGUUCUUUUAAUUGCAGUUCGACAUGUAAGGACAAUCGAUGCGAACGUUCGACAGGUUCUUGCUCUGAGUGCAACGACGGUUAUUAUGGAGACCGAUGUUCUUCUCUGUGCAGCACCGGGUGUAUUGAUAACGCGUGUACACAAUAUACGGGUGUGUGCAAAACUGGCUGUAAACCAGGAUAUUUUGGAACUAGUUGCGCCCGGAUAUGCGUAGGUUGCAGUGAAUGCUUCCGUGACACUGGCUACUGUGCAAAUUGCACUGCAGGGUAUUAUGGGACGAACUGUCAAUCUAGUUGCAGUUCAAACUGCAAGAUGUCUUCAGUUGGGCAACUUAUCUGUGAUAAGGAUUCCGGAGCAUGCGCCCAUCAAUGCAAAGAGGGUUGGUGGGGUGUCCAAUGUAAUGAUGCUUGCAAUAAUGCCGCCGGAUGUCAAAGUUCCGUAUGCGACCUUAAUACAGGUUUCUGUUUAACGUCGUGUAGCGAUGGUUAUUUCGGGGACCGUUGUGGAAAGUUAUGUAGUACCACUUGUGCAGGCAAAAUAUGUGAUAAAAGUUCUGGAAACUGUUUAAACGGUUGCAACAAUGGAUAUUACGGAGAGAGGUGCACUCAACAAUGUGGUAAAAAUUGUUCCUCUUGCGAUAUCCAGACAGGGAUUUGCAAUAUUUGCCUGAAAGGGAGAUACGGAGACAGUUGUCAUUUGAGCUGUAAUAGCAACUGCAAUGUCAGCAGCGGCAGUGAUCAAACAUGCUCCAAAAACACCGGGUUUUGUCUGCUAGGAUGUCGUCCUGGAUAUUUUGGCAACGAUUGUUCACAAUCAUGUCCAGGUAGUUGUAUUGAUGGUACCUGUAACAGAGCCAAUGGACAGUGUGAUAGGGAUUGCGAGAACGGGUUUUACGGACUCUUUUGUAAUAAUUCAUGUCCGAAUUGUUUAGAGGUCGACGGAGAUCCAAUGUGUCAUCGAACAACCGGCGUAUGUUCAAAUGGCUGCAAACUUGGCUUCUACAACGAUCAAUGCUCAAAAAUGUGCUCUUUGGAUUGCCAAUCCCAUGCAUGUUCUGGAACAGACAGAAAUUGUGCUAUUGGAUGUGUUCAGGGAUUGUUCGGUUCCGACUGCACAUCCAAAUGUAACCUCAACUGUAUCAACGAUAUUUGUGAACGAACAUCUGGUAAAUGCAUUGUGGGAUGCCGCCCGGGGUCGUAUGGAUCACUAUGUGACUUAAACUGCACUAAUGACGGAUGUCCAAGUGGAAACUGUGAUCGUCAAACAGGUGCUUGUCAGACAAGCUGUGUAGCGGGUUACUUUGGUACUUACUGUAACCUAACUUGUUCUCGCUGUGACAAUCUCGGCUGUGACAAGUCAACUGGAUCUUGCAUUGGAGCAUGCAAAUCUGGAUUCUACGGGGUAAACUGCGAACGUCCUUGCAGUCAAAACUGCGACAGUGUAAGCUGUGACAGAACAACUGGAAAGUGCACUGUAAAUUGCACAGCUGGGUGGUAUGGAGAACAAUGUAACCAGGCCUGUCAUUCUAAUUGUGAGCAAGGAAUAUGCGAACGUGAAUCGGGUAACUGUGAGAAAUGCACCCCUGGUCAUUAUGGAACGAAGUGCAGUCUCUUCUGUAGUUCUAACUGCAAUGUCUCUUUCUGCAAUCGCACAAAUGGGGCAUGUGAUGGAUGCGCGUCAGGUUGGAAUGGGGAUGCAUGCAAUGUCAGAUGUGGUGGAAAUUGUGAAAAUGACAUCUGUUCUCAGAAAACGGCUGACUGCUUGAGAUGCAAACCAGGAUUUUUUGGGGCAAAAUGCGAUUUAACUUGCUCUAAUUGCGCUGCAUUCAAUGGCCAGCCAAACUGCGAUCAAACAGAUGGUGUUUGCUUCAACAGAUGUAUCACAGGGUUUUAUGGCGAUAGAUGCACAGGUGUCUGCAACAACAACUGCAAAAAUAACAAGUGUGAAAGUACAUCAACGAAUUGUGUAGAGGGAUGCAAAAAUGGUUUUUAUGGACAAGACUGUCAAUCUGUUUGCAGUGUGAAUUGUCAAAAUUCAGAGUGUAACAAAGUGACUGGCGCCUGCCUUCAGAGCUGUAAAGCUGGGUGGUAUGGUUUAACAUGUUCCAAUCCAUGUAGCAGAGCUUGUGUAGAUGGUUUAUGCAGUGCUGGGGAUGGAGCAUGUUUAGCGUGCCCAGAUCAGUAUUACGGAGCGCAGUGCAGUCUAAGAUGUUCCUCAAACUGUAAAGGAGGUCUCUGUGGUAGGAAUGGAAGAUGUACAGAAUGUGUAUCCGGUUUUUAUGGCGACGUCUGUGCCCUAAAGUGCGGGAACUGUACAAACUGUAAUCGAGACAUAGGAUGCCAAGCCUGUCCAGUCGGUAGAUGGGGGAGCACUUGCUUGAAUACAUGCAAUACAAAUUGUUACCUAGACCAAUGCAAAAAAGAGGAUGGGACUUGUCAGUGCGACACCGGUUUUUAUGGUACUUCCUGUGAUAGAUCCUGCAGUAAUACAGAGCACUGUAUCGGUGCCGCGUGCGACCAAAUGACUGGUGAUUGUAGUGGGAAUUGUGUAAAUGGUUGGUACGGCGGUAGAUGCGAUCUGCUUUGUCCCACUCAGUGCAAAAAUAAUGACUGCAACCGACAAAAUGCUGUGUGCAGUGUCGGAUGCAAUCCCGGGUAUUAUGGUAGUCUCUGUACUGAGCCCUGUCCUGGUGGCUGUUUUGAGUGUAAUGCUGAUGGCGUGUGUUCGUCCUGUAAAAGUAACCGUUACGGAUCCGGAUGUUCUAAUCAGUGCAACGCAAACUGCGUGCAACCCACAGAUAAUUCAAGAGUAUGUGAUUUAACAACGGGAAGCUGCUCACAUGGAUGUCAAAGUGGUUACUACGGAUCGAGGUGCGAAAUGAAAUGUUCAAUAAAUUGCAAAUCCGCAUCUUGUGCUAGAGACACGGGGAGAUGUAUGGGUAUUUGUAAAGAAACCUUCUUUGGGUCCUUUUGCAAUGAAUCCUGCAAUGGAUGCAAUACGGUCGGAGGAACAAGUUGCGAACAGCCGACGGGACGGUGUCUACACGGAUGUAAGACCGGCUAUUACGGAACGUACUGUAGGGAUCAGUGUAGCGCCACCUGCCUUAACAGCAGAUGUGAGACAUCGAAAGAUAAUUGCCUCGAUGGGUGCAUUGCCGGGAAAUUUGGUUUUGACUGCAAACAGGAAUGUGAUGCCAAGUGCUUAGGUGGUACUUGCAUUCGAUCUUCCGGCACCUGUCAAAAUUGCGCGAGUGGAUUUGAAGGGCCGAGUUGCAGCCAAAGGUUAGUGUCGACCGACAACGACAAUUUACCUCUGAUUGUUGGCCUGUCUGCGGGGGGAGGUUUCCUGCUGAUUAUCAUUAUAGUAUGUGUAUUAUGUACACAGCAGUUACGAUCAAGGAGGCGUUUAGAAAAAUCGUUAGCGAUAAAAGCUUUCCAGGAACAAAACGGCUGGACGUUUGAUGACGAAAGACUACCCUCGGGUCAAUUUGAGAAAAUGAGUUCCUACAACGGAAGCAUGCACGGAAGUAUGCACGGCAGUAUGCACGGUAGUAUGCACGGGAGUCAGUUCCGGGGGAACCAGUACAUCGAAGAUACCAGGCGCAGUGAAAUUAGCUAUCCGUACGGAGAGGAAGGUUAUGACAACGUUUUGCUAGCAGGUGGUGACGUCACUGUGAGGGAGUUAAACCAAUAUGUGGCGAGAAUGUUAGCAACAGGUGGCGCUUUUGAAAAGGAACACAAGCGACUUCCUGUUGGACAAAUAGCGCCACACACAGAGGCCGUCAAAGAAGAAAACAUCAGUAAAAACAGAUACAAAAAUAUAUAUGCAUAUGACCACUCACGUGUUGUGCUGGCAGUGGAGGGGAACGAGAAGAUGACCAACUAUAUAAAUGCAAACUUCAUAAAUGGGUUUGCAAAGGAAAAAAGGUACAUUGCUGCACAAGGACCAACAGAGAGCACGGUGAAUGAUUUCUGGAGAAUGGUGUGGCAGACAAAAUGCUCAGUGAUCGUCAUGGUGACAAAACUGAUUGAAUGCGGUGUGAACAAGUGUCUCUCCUACUGGCCGACGGACAAAAACGAAUAUGAAAACGCAGGAAUCAGGGUUAAAUUCAAAAGAAAAGAGGAGUUUGCAGAUUUCAUCAUAACUUAUCUAACUCUUUAUAAGGAUUCAGACGAGCUUGAGGUUACCCACUGUCAAUUUACCACGUGGCCUGAUAAGGGCGUUCCCAGAUACGUCACGCCUCUUGUAGAAUUUCUACAUAAGAUCCGAUCAAUCCAAGAUGACUCGCCUCUACUAGUUCACUGCAGCGCCGGCGUAGGCAGGUCAGGGACAUUCAUUGCUGUGCAUUGCUUGUGCGAGAGAGCUGAAAAAGAACAAAAAGUGAACAUAUUCGACUGUGUGAAGACCAUGAGGGAACAGCGGAUCAACAUGGUGCAAACUCCAGAGCAAUACCGGUUUAUUCAUGAAUGUUUAUUAGAGGCACUCAUAUUGUCAAACUGCGUCGUGAAAUCGUCCAAAUUUAGACAAUACUUCACGCAAAUGAUGGAGAUACCGAAAGGUUCUACGAUUCGAAAACUAGAACAGCAAUUCCUAAAAAUAAAGUCGCUUUCUCAAUAUGCCGAGAGGGAUGAAAGCGCGCACCUGCCAGAGAACCAACCGAAAAAUAGAACGAAGAUAAUUGCUCAUGAUUCCUGUCGAGUAUUUUUGUGGUCGAGUGUUCAGGGAUGUAACGACUACAUCAACGCAAUAUAUUUACCGAACUAUAGACGAAGGUAUGCUUACAUAGUGACGGAGAUGCCCCAAGUACGUACCAUGAUUGAUUUCUGUAGACUUCUACAACAGGAGGAAUGUAGAACGAUUGUAAUGUUGAACAGUAGUCACACAGAUACACAGGAUGGAAAAUAUUGGGCAGAUCCCGGAAAAAGUGUUGUGUGUGGACCAUUUCGUAUUGCUGUGAAAGUCGUGUCUGAGGAAGAACACUUCGUCCGCAGGACUAUAGAUCUUCACUACAGCAUCGAGAGUGAACGAGACAGUAUUAACUUAGUAGAUGUGGAAGGCGUCGUGGAAAUACAGCAGUAUGAGAUAAAUUCCUGGAACAAUACGUCACCAAAUCCGGAUUCUGUGGCCCCGGUUUUAUCCGUUAUACACGAUAUGUUGCCAUGGCAAACUCAGACUGGCAAUCACCCUGUUUUAGUGCACUGCAAAAAUGGCGCCGAUCGUAGUGGACUCUUUUGUGUGUGUGCAGCGGCUGUAGAGAGGAUCUCCACCGAUGGAACCGUUGCGCUACCGUACACGCUUAAUCACAUGCGAGCGAGACGGAAAGAACUAGUUCCUUAUUUUACCCAAUACAAAUUCUGUCAUGACGUAGUGGACAGACAUAUAGCAAAGAUGUCACCACCUCCUUCAUAACGAGAACACAAUAUUUGUAUUAUUUGUGAUGUUGUCAAAAUAACAACGCUAUUACAUGGUGCUUGAAAUAUUAGAAUGUUUCUUUCAUUGUCUUGUUAGAAGAAAUAUAUAUAUCCAAAAAUGUUAUGGUGUUACAUGUGUGUAUUCUAAUAUGUUAUGUAUUAACUUGAGUUCAAGUUUUAUUAUUAGGCGAAGAGCAAUUAACAUUAAGGCUAAACCUUUCAUGUAAACGUGACCUUUGAACUUUCAUGCGUACACAUUUAUAUUUUAUUUUUUAUUUGUUUGUUUGGUUUUGUUUUUGCAAAGAACAAAGCUACCUUGACAAUUGUUUAACUACAUGCAUGGGCAUGGAUACACCCAAGGACACGCUGUAGAACAUUUUAAUACAUAUAUAUGGGAAACAAAACCUGGUAAUUGAAUGUUGGACCACGUGAGAAACCAGUAUUGCGCAAUACAAUCUGAAGGAAACACAUGUGUGAUAAAGGUUUAUAAGGUACAAAAUGUGUAACGAAAA